CGCAGUAGUCAAAGCUGUGCGGAGUGUCGGGGAGGGCGGUCGCAUUACGCUCAGUGCUCUCUUCGUCGCGCGAUUCGCGGAGACGAAGGUAUAUACGCGUGUGUGUUUGUGUGUGUCCGCGGCGACCGGUCGAUGUGAAGAAGCGAAACGAGAGAACAGCACAACGAGAAACGAUGGCGCGCCGCCGUGUGAUUUGACAAGGGAGGGGAAGGAAGCGUUCGAUGGGAAAAGUGUCUCGUUAAAUAUUGUGGUGGUUCAUCCAGCGGACUUGAAGGAAUCCGCCGUGCGCAACCCUGCGUGUAAUCCUGAUAUCGGGAUUCCGCACCGUGGACCAACGUUGGAAAUUAACGAGCGGAAGUAUCAACAGAGUGGGGGAAACAAGAACUACGACGACGACGACGACGGUGGCAGUGGUGGUGACGGGGGCGGUGGCGAGGGUGUGAGACGACGAGAGGGUGAAUCGACAGAGCGGCCAAAGGAUGACGGGCGAGGACGGAAAGCGCGGUGGCGGCGCCGGCGAUGUUACAACUGGAGCAAACAUGAACGCGAACGUCACCGACAACGCCAACAAUGUUAACGCCAAUGUUAACGCCAACAUAAACGUCAGCCAGCAGAACGGAGGACCGGAAAAGGCACCCGUCGUCGGCGGCACGAAUGUGGAGACGUUACCGCGCGCCGGGAAACAGAGCGAUCCCAGUACUGCAUUUUUGCGGGCAGCUCGCGCUGGGCAACUCGAAAAGGUCUUGGAAUAUUUGGAAUCCGGAGUAGAUAUCAAUGCUUCUAACGCUAAUGGCUUGAACGCUUUGCAUCUGGCAGCUAAAGACGGCCACUUAGAUAUCGUGAGAGAACUCCUAAAUCGCGGCGCGGUCGUGGAUGCCGCUACCAAAAAGGGAAACACGGCAUUGCACAUAGCUUCUCUCGCUGGACAAGAAGAGGUUGUACAAUUGUUGGUGCAACGAAAUGCCUCGGUCAAUGCACAAUCACAAAAUGGGUUCACGCCGUUGUAUAUGGCUGCCCAGGAAAACCACGACUCUGUGGUCAAGUACCUUCUCAGCAAGGGUGCGAAUCAAACUUUGGCAACCGAGGAUGGUUUCACACCACUAGCAGUAGCUAUGCAACAGGGUCACGACAAGGUAGUGGCUGUUCUAUUAGAAAACGACACUCGUGGUAAAGUUCGACUGCCUGCUCUACACAUCGCCGCUAAGAAAGACGACUGCAAGGCAGCUGCCCUACUUUUACAAAACGACCAUAAUCCCGAUGUAACAUCGAAAAGCGGAUUUACACCGCUUCACAUAGCCGCACAUUAUGGCAACGACCGAAUCGCUUCCUUGCUUUACGAUAGAGGAGCGGAUGUUAAUUUCGCAGCAAAGCACAAUAUCACACCAAUGCAUGUGGCAGCGAAAUGGGGUAAGAUUAAAAUGGUUAAUCUCCUCAUGAGCAAGGGAGCAAACAUCGAAGCAAAAACGAGAGAUGGUUUAACUCCUCUGCACUGUGCGGCCAGAUCUGGCCACCACGAGGUAGUUGACAUUCUCAUCGAGAAGGGGGCUCCUAUAGGUUCAAAAACAAAGAACGGUCUUGCCCCGUUGCACAUGGCUUCUCAAGGGGAUCACGUCGACGCCGCGAGGAUUUUGUUGUAUCAUCGUGCACCCGUGGACGAAGUGACGGUGGACUAUUUGACCGCGCUGCAUGUAGCUGCACACUGUGGCCACGUACGUGUAGCUAAAUUACUUCUCGAUAGAAAUGCCGAUCCAAAUGCGCGAGCGCUCAACGGAUUCACUCCUCUUCAUAUCGCGUGUAAGAAGAAUCGUAUAAAAGUGGUGGAACUUCUCCUGAAGCACAAAGCUAGCAUCGAAGCUACGACUGAGUCUGGAUUAACCCCAUUACAUGUAGCGAGUUUUAUGGGAUGCAUGAAUAUCGUAAUUUAUUUAUUACAACAUGAAGCCAGUCCCGAUAUACCGACAGUAAGAGGUGAAACGCCGUUACAUUUAGCUGCUAGGGCGAACCAAACUGAUAUUAUUAGGAUACUUCUUAGGAAUGGCGCCCAAGUCGAUGCUAGAGCAAGAGAGGAACAAACACCGCUUCAUGUUGCUUCCCGCUUAGGUAACGUCGAUAUUGUGAUGUUACUGCUACAGCACGGCGCGGGCGUAGAUGCCACAACGAAGGAUUUAUAUACUCCGCUUCAUAUCGCUGCUAAAGAAGGCCAAGAGGAGGUUGCAUCCGUUUUAUUAGAAAAUAGUGCAUCGCUUACUGCAACGACCAAGAAAGGAUUCACUCCUUUGCAUUUAGCGGCCAAAUAUGGCAAUAUGAAUGUAGCUCGACUCUUAUUACAGAAAAACGCACCUGUUGACGCUCAGGGAAAAAAUGGAGUAACGCCUCUUCAUGUAGCGUCUCAUUACGAUCAUCAGAACGUAGCUUUACUUUUACUCGAUAAAGGAGCAUCUCCUCAUGCUAUGGCUAAGAAUGGCCAUACACCUUUGCAUAUCGCUGCACGCAAAAAUCAGAUGGACAUUGCAACCACUUUGCUGGAAUAUGGAGCAAAAGCUAAUGCAGAAUCAAAGGCUGGUUUCACACCGUUACAUUUAAGUGCACAAGAAGGCCAUACUGAUAUGUCAACCCUUCUUAUCGAGCAUAAAGCAGAUACAAAUCACAAAGCAAAGAAUGGCCUUACACCUCUACAUUUAUGCGCACAAGAAGAUAAAGUAAACGUCGCCUCUAUUCUCGUGAAAAAUGGCGCUCAGAUCGACGCUAAAACUAAGGCUGGAUAUACACCAUUGCAUGUGGCAUCUCAUUUUGGUCAGGCAGCCAUGGUACGAUUUCUUCUGAGAUCUGGUGCUGCUGUUGACAGUAGCACCAAUGCUGGCUAUACGCCUCUCCAUCAAGCUGCGCAACAAGGACAUACACUUGUCAUUAAUCUGUUGUUGGAGAGUAAAGCUAAACCGAACGCUGUAACUAACAAUGGACAGACUGCUCUAGAUAUUGCACAAAAACUCGGCUAUAUAAGCGUCAUUGAAACAUUAAAGGUUGUCACAGAGACUAUCAUCACAACAACUCAUACCGUUACCAUUGAAGAGAAAUACAGAGUUCAAGCACCCGAAUCUAUGCAAGAAACAUUUAUGAGCGACAGCGAAGACGAAGGGGGUGAAGAUCCAAUGCUCAGCGACCAACAGCAGUACCGAUACAUGACUGUUGAUGACAUGAAAUAUGGGGAUGACUCGAUGCGCGUAAACGUGACGGACGAUGAAAGAGAUAAUCGACAUUCCGGAGCGCCAACCAUAACAGAAAUGAUUACGAAAGAGAAUUAUCAUCGUACAAACGCGGCGAAUCUUAAGCCAGACAAUGUAGACAUCAACAGGCAUCCUGUGCAUGUCGGUGAGUCCCUAGAGUCUUUAUGCAUCUCUCUGGCAGCCCUCAGUCCCGCGCUGAAAGGACAAGGAAUGUGGAGGGACAGCUUCCUGGUUUCCUUUCUGGUGGACGCGAGAGGUGGUGCAAUGCGCGGAUGCAGGCACAGCGGCGUUCGUGUGAUUGUUCCGCCACGCAAGGCCGCAAUGCCUAUGCGUGUCACAUGCAGAUAUUUAAGGAGGGACAAACUGACCAAUCCACCACCCCUGAUGGAGGGAGAAGCGUUGGCCAGCCGCAUCCUCGAGUUGGGUCCUGUGGGUGCAAAAUUCUUAGGCCCUGUUAUCAUAGAGGUACCGCAUUUCGCGUCGCUGCGCGGAAAAGAACGGGAGAUAGUAAUUCUACGAUCGGACAAUGGGGAGACCUGGCGCGAGCACACCUUGGAAGCCAGCGAGGAGGCUGUCCAAGAUGUGCUUAACGAGAGCUUUGAGGGAGAAGAGCUAAGCCAACUAGAGGAUCUCCAAACGUCUCGCAUCGUGAGAAUACUCACUGUAGACUUCCCGCACUACUUCGCGGUAGUAUCUCGCAUCAGGCAAGAGGUCCAUGCGGUCGGUCCCGAAGGUGGUACCGUGUCGUCGUCCGCUGUACCACAAGUACAAGCUGUCUUCCCGCAAGCAGCCCUCACUAAGAAGAUCAGAGUCGGUUUGCAGGCACAUCCUAUACCGGCAGAUCUUGUAGCCAAGUUACUCGGAAAUAGAGUGGCCGUGUCGCCGAUUGUUACCGUGGAGCCGAGACGAAGAAAGUUCCACAAGCCCAUAACUUUAACUAUCCCAGUGCCACAGGCAGCCAAUAAAGGCAUGAUCAACCAGUACUCUGGGGACGCGCCAACUUUGAGACUCCUGUGCAGCAUAACUGGGGGUCAGACUCGGGCAGUCUGGGAGGAUGUCACAGGCUCGACCCCGUUAACUUUUGUGAAAGACUGCGUUUCUUUCACUACUACAGUUUCCGCUCGCUUUUGGUUGAUGGACUGCCGUAACAUCUCCGAGGCCACGAAAAUGGCCACGGAACUCUACACGCACGCGACACAUGUACCUUUUAUGGCUAAAUUCGUAGUGUUUGCAAAACGGAUAGAUCCAUUGGAAGCAAGAUUACGUGUAUUCUGUAUGACGGAUGACAAAGAGGAUAAAACUUUAGAACAUCAGGAACAUUUUACGGAAGUCGCAAAGAGUAGAGAUGUCGAGGUUUUAGAGGGCAAAACGCAAUACAUGGAAUUCUCGGGAAAUCUCGUGCCUGUACUGAAAACUGGCGAACAGCUUCAGUUGCCAUUUAGAGCUUUCAAAGAGAAUAGGGUUCCGUUCACCGCGAGAAUAAAAGAUCCAGAUGCCGCGGAUAUGAUGGGUCGAAUUAUGUUUAUGAGUGAGCCCAAAGUUCCGAGAGGUGAAUUACCGCAAACGCCGAUCUGCACGCUAAAUAUUUUGUUGCCAGAAAAGAUUUCUCCGGACACUGCAGUCUCCGAGCUGGAUUUGUUGGAACUAUCAAAGAACUACAGUUUUCUGCGCGAUGGUGGAAUAAGUAGACCAGAUGCUAUACAUAGAGCGACUAUUCGUUUAACAGACAUUGCUAAUUUAUUGGAUAAAGAUUGGGAAUCGCUAGCGGAAGAAUUAAACAUCCCGCCUAAUGAUGUAGCCUUAAUAAAACAGGAAUAUCCUGAUAAACCUGCACAACAGGCCGCUGCCAUGUUCAAAAUCUGGCAGAAUAAUGGAAAUAAAGCUACAGGAAAUACAUUAGAAAAAGCUCUCAAUAAGAUUGGACGAGAAGACAUAGUGAACAAAUGUAUCUUCAAUGUUGAGUUAGUAACUGAUGAUGUUGAAAAAGCUGUGGCGAGAGUAAGAUUGGAUCAGCCGGGAUUUGAUUCAUUAAAAGAGGAAUUGGGGCCGUCGAGAAACACAUCACUUCGCCGUGAUGCAACUAUGGACCCUAAGAUGGAUCCUGAUUAUGAAGAGCCGGAUAGAAUGAAGGACUCUGAAUCUGUCGAGGAUCUUAGUAUCACUGGAAGCACGCACGAUAAACCUAAAGAGCACAUCACAAUCACAAACGGCACUGUAUUCAACGGAACCUCGACCCCCAUCAAAGACAAAUAUGCGAGUGACGAGAAAGAGCUCGGCGACAUGAUGGCUGAUUACCUUGAGCAGAAAUGUCACGCAGCCGACACGAUGAGCAAAAAGUCGCGCGACGAACUGGACGAUUUGGAUAUAAAACGUCAGAAAGUGAUCGCCGACGCCAACAAGAUAGUCUCUGGUGUAAUAGCAGACGCAGAGAAAGAGAAGGGGAAGUUAGCGAAGGAAGGGUGGUCGGUGGUUUAUGAUGAUGUGCGGGACAGUAAAGAGGUGCGGGGUGCGGUAGGACAGACUUUAGAUAACAUACAGUUAGAUAAAGCGGCCGCCGAGCCGAAAGGUAUAGUUUCUAAAUCAGUCGCUGAACAAAUUCCUAGUGUCGAGCCACCGAUGGUUAGGCAAUAUCACGGUGAAAAACCAGAUUCCAAAGUUAGUACUUCAAAAACGACAGUUUCUGUUAGUGAUGAUCCAAAAGUAAGUCGAACGGUAGUUACUAAAACUACGAUAAUAAAACAGUUUGAUCAGACGCCGACUAAAACUACGACCACUAAAGAAACAGUAAUUACUUCACCGGAUAAGAAAGAUAUCGUUAGCGAAAAGGAGAAACAAUCUAAGGAGGGCAAGGAAGUCGACGAAAAAUUGAUUCAAAAAAGUUCAAAAACAGAAGAUUGGUCUGAUCAGAAAAAGUCAGAAGUAAAGGCGGAUAAAAGUAAAGAAAAGGAUAAAACAAAAGAUAAAGAAAAGGAUAAGGAUACUGCUGCAAAACCCACGAAAACAUCAGCCUAUGAAGAUAUUUAUAAUGUGCAUCAUCCGGCAGACAGUACGGACGAGAAAUCAGACGAAGAGACGAAGAAAACAAAAGAUAAAAGCAGUGGAAUAUUUUCGAAUAUUUUUAAAGGCUCUAAAUUAAAGAGAAGUAAAAAAGGUUCGAAGGAUACGUCCUUUGACAGUGGAGAUGAAGAAUUACCGAAGACUAUUGUAACGAAAGUUUCGGAGCAGCAGCCAGAAUAUCCUUCUAGCGAAAUAACAGAUUCGUCUUUUGAUAGUAAACUUCCAGAAAUUACUGCAGCGCCUGAUAUAAGAUUGGCUACUGUUGAAUUUUUGAAUGAUUCAAGACGUAUUGCCGCGAAUAUGCAUGUGCCUUAUGAAAGUCUUGCUAAACCAACAGAAAAAGAAGAUAAAAAAGUUGAGCCCGUUGAGAGCGACGAUGACAGCAAAGAUAAGACGGGCUUCUUCUCGAGUUUAUUUAAAAGCAAAUCUAAAAAAGAUGAUGAUGGAACAGUCAUACCAGUUAUUCAUGUAGAAAAACCGAAAGAAAGUGCAGAGCAAAUUGCAAAGAAAGAGAAAAAGAGAUUGGCAGCGCUUGCAAAGGAAAACGAAGAACUGUUAGAAAUACAAAUUAAAGAAAAGGAAGCUGAAGCAUCUAAGACUGUUGAAGUACCUAGUAGUACAAUUGAAAAGGAUAUGGAAAAAGCUGGGACAAAAGAUGUAAAAGCUGAGGUUGUCACGAGUAAAGAAGUCGAGAAGACGAUUACUGUAGCAGAUGAGCAGUCACAUGAUAAAGAUAAUAAAAAGGAAGAAGACCAAAUGAAAGAGAAGGGUGGCUUCUUUGGUAUUUUUAGAAGUCCAAAGUCUAAGGAGAAGAAACUUGGUAAAUUGAAGGACACAUCUUUCGACAGCGGCGAUGAGGAGGUUAAAAUCGUGACAGAAAAACUCUUAGACGACACACGAAAAAUUACUGAUUCUAGUGUGUUACCAGUUGCAUAUAAAAGCGAUGGUAUAAAAGUCAUUCCUGAAGAAGAGAUACAUACUUUUGUGUCGACUACUUCUUACGAUGUCGACAUUCCCGUAGACAAAAUCGGCAAAUCUUACGAUGUUGUCCAAACUACGACGAAGAUUGAGAAAACAAUUAUUCACAAAGAAAUAAACGAAAAAACAGAUGUAGAUGAUAAAGAUAAAAAAGAAGAACAAAUUGAUGCCGAGAAACUAGUUUCAGAAGUUAAAUCUGAAAUAUCUAAACCAAAGAUUUCCGAAGUGGAGACAGAAGUAAUCGAUGACAUCAAAGAAAAAAGCGGCUUUUUUGGCAUAUUUAAAAGUCCAAAAUUAAAGAGCAAGAAAAGAAGCAGAUCCCGAGAACAGAGCUCUUCGAAGGAUACUUCUUUUGAUAGCGGAGAUGAGGAAAUUCGAUUGGCAACGGCAAAACUUCUGGAAGACACGAAACAGAUGGCAGAGAAUCUACAACAUCCGGCUGGAGAAAUAUCAGAAGCAGUUACAAAAACUCCACCCAUUGAUUAUGUAGAAAUUAAGAAAUCUAUCAUUCACGAAGAUGAUAUUAUUGAAAAAGAUAAGACCAGCGGUAUUUUCAGUAUAUUUAGAAGCCCAAAACAAGCAAGGAGUAGAUCUAGGAGUAGAUCUAAAGAAAAGACUCCAUCGCUCGAGUUGCCGGACAGUGGCCUCGAGGAAUUGCGAGAAGUAACAGCAAAUUUCUUAGAGGAUUCUCGAAAUGUAGCAAAUAUCACAGGUGAAUUGCCAGAAACAGAACAUCUAAAACAUAAAGUCACAACUGAAACGAGAGAUGAAGGUGAUAAAUUGAUUACAGAUGUGAAAAAAGGUGAAGAACACAUUGUAACUGCUGUAGAAAAUGUUGGUAAAACUGCCAAAAAGGAUAAAGAUUCGAUUGACAAAAAAAUAGAAGAGAAAACACAUGAUAUCAUCGAUAGUGCUGAAGCUAUAAAAGAUAAAACAAUCAAGGAAACUAAGAAAGCAAAAGAGAAAGGAUUCUUUUCAGGAAUAUUCAAAGGCGCGAAACAUUCUGUGGAAGAAGUAUCCACCGAUGUCAAGGAAUUCUUAGACGAUACGAAGAAAGAAGCUGCCUUAGAGGAAGCAGUUUCAGAUGUAAAAGAUAAGAUAGAUAAAAUUGUAGAAGUUUCGAAAGAUGUACAGAAAGUUGUCGAUACAGCGAAAGCAGUUGAAGAGAAAGUAGAAUCAACCGUGGCUGAUAUUGCUGAAAAUAUCAAAGAUACUAAAGAUGCUACAAUUAAAGAAGUGAAAGAAGAUACAAAAUUGGUAAAAGACAAAUUAGAAACAGCCGCGGAUGUUGCUGCAGAAACUACAGAAAAAGUUAAGGAUAAAACGACGAAAGAAAUGAAAAAAGCUAAAGAAAAAACAGGUGGUUUCCUCUCUGGAAUAUUUAAAGGUGCAAAACAUGCUGUAGAAGACGCAACUGAUGAUGUGAAAGAAUUUUUGGAUGAAACGAAAAAGGAAGCUGCAUUAGAAGAAGAAUAUGCUAAAGAAAAAACGGCAACAAUUGUAAAAGAUUUGAAAGAUAAGAAGGAUGUUAUCAUCUCUGAAGUUCAAGAAACUGUGGAACAAACUGCAGACGAUGCUAAAGAUGCAAAAGCUAAAGCAAUUUCUGCUGUUCAAGAUAAGAAAGAUAAUAUUGUAGAAGAAGUCUCUAAAGAUGCUAAGAAAUUGGUUGAUAGUGCGAAAGCAAUUGGUGAAAAAGUCACAACAGAAGCGAAAAAAAUAGAUGAGAAAGUAGAAUCAACCAUAGUUGAUAUUACUCAGGAUAUUAAAGAACCUAAAGAAGCAACUAUUAAAGAAGCGAAAGAAGAUACAAAAUUGACAAAAGACAAAUUAGCAGCCACCGCUGAUGCUGUCACAGAAACUGCAGAUAAAGUUAAGGAUAAAACGACAAAAGAAGCGAAAAAAGCCAAAGACAAAACAAGUGGUUUCUUCUCUGGAAUAUUUAAAAGCGCAAAACACACUGUAGAAGAUGCAACUGACGACGUAAAAGAAUAUUUAGAUGAAACGAAAAAGGAAGCUGUAUUGGAAGAAGAACAUGUUAAAGAGAAAAUGGCGACAACUGUAAAAGAUUUAACAGAUGAAAAGAAUGAUGCCAUUUCUGAAAUACAAAAGCAAGUGGAACAAGCUACAGUCAAUGCUAAAGAUGCAAAAGAUAAAGCAGUUUCUACUACUAAAGAUAAAAAAGAUACAAUUGUAAAAGAAAUUUCUAAAGAUGCUCAGAAAGUAGCCGAUAUUACGAAAGCAGUUGAUGAGAAAGUAGAAAUAACCGUGGCUGAUAUUAUUCAAGAUGUCAAAGACACUAAAGAUGCAACGAUUAAGGAAGUUAAAGAAGAUACUAAAUUGUCAAAAGAAAAAUUAGCAGCCGCCGCUGAUGUUGUCGUAGAAAUUGCAGAUAAAGCCAAGGAAAAAACGACGAAAGAAGUCAAGAAAGCCAAAGAAAAAACAGGUGGUUUCCUCUCCGGAAUAUUUAAAGGUGCUAAGCACGCUGUAGAAGAUGCGACUGACGAUGUGAAAGAAUUUUUGGAUGAAACGAAAAAGGAAGCUGAAUUAGAAGAAGAGCAUACUAAGGAAACAGCCGCCGCAACUGUGAAAGAUUUGAAAGGUAAAGAGGAUAUUGUCAUUUCUAAAGUUAGAGAAACUAUGGAGCAAGCUGCAGCCGAUGCUAGAGACGUAAAAGAUAAAUCCGUUUCAGCUGUUAAACAAAAGAAAGAUAAAAUUAUGGAAGAUAUUUCUAAAGAUGCACAUAAAGUUGGCGAUGCAGCGAAAGCAGCUGAAGAGAAAGUAAAAUCAACCGUGACUGAUGUUGCUGAGAAUGUCAAAGAUACUAAAGAUGCUAAAAUUAAAGAAAUGAAAGAAGAUAUAAAAUUAGUGAAAGACAAAUUAGCGGCAACUGCUGAUACAGUCACAGAAACUGCAGAUAAAGCUAAGGAAAAAACGGUAAAAGAAGCGAAAAAGGCCAAAGAGAAAACAGGUGGUUUUUUCUCUGGAAUAUUUAAAAGUGCAAAACACGCUGUAGAAGAUGCAACUGACGACAUAAAAGAAUAUUUGGAUGAAACAAAAAAGGAAGCUGUAUUGGAAGAAGAACAUGUUAAAGAGAAAAUGGCGACAACUGUAAAAGAUUUAACAGAUAAAAAAGAUGCUCCCAUUUCUGAAGUUCAAAAGAAAGUGGAACAAGCUGCAGUCGAUGCCAAAGAUGCAAAUGAUGAAGCAGUUUCUACUGCUAAAGAUGAAAAAGAUAAAAUUGUAGAAGAAAUUUCUAAAGAUGCUUAUAAAGUCGAUACUACAAAAGCAGUUGGUGAGAAAAUAGAAACAACCGUGGCUGAUAUCAUUAAGGAUGUCAAAGACACUGAAAAUGCAACGAUUAAGGAAGUGAAAGAAGAUACUAAAUUAUCAAAAGAAAAAUUGGCAACCGCAGCUGAUGCUGUCGCAGAAACUGCAGAUAAAGCCAAGGAAAAAACGACGAAAGAAGUCAAAAAAGCCAAAGAAAAAACAGGUGGUUUCCUCUCUGGAAUAUUUAAAGGUGCUAAACACGCUGUAGAAGAUGCAACUGACGAUGUAAAAGAAUUUUUGGAUGAAACGAAAAAGGAAGCUGUAUUGGAAAAAGAGCGUGCUAAAGAGAAAGCCGCAACAACUGCAAAAGAAUUGAAAGAUAAAGACGUUGUAAUCUCUGAAAUUCAAGGAACUGUAGAACAAGCUGUAGCUGAUACUAAAGACGUAAUAGAUAAAUCAGUUUCAGCUGUUACAGAUAAGAAAACUGAAAUUAUGGAAGAAAUUUCUGAAGAUGCUCAAAAAAUUGUCGACACAGCAAAACCAGUUAGUACAAAAGUAGAAACACCCAUCGCAGAUGUUACUCAGGAUGUUAAAGAUAUUAAAGAGACAACUAUUAAAGAAAUAAAAGAAGAUGUAAAGUUCAUAAAAGACAAAUUAGAAACAGUCGCGGAUGCUGCUACAGAAACUGUAGAAAAAGUUAAAGAUAAAACGACAAAAGAAGCAAAGAAAGCAAAAGAAAAAACAGGUGGUUUCUUCUCCGGUAUAUUUAAAAGUUCAAAACACUCUUUAGAAGAUACAACUGAUGACGUAAAAGAGUUCUUGGAUGAAACGAAAAAAGAAGCUCUGAUAGAAAAAGAGCAUGCUAAAGAAAAAGCCGCUACAACUAUAAAAGGUUUGAAAGAUAAAAAGGAUACUAUCGUUCUUGAAAUGCAAGCGACAAUGGAGGAAACUGCAACCGAUGCUACAAUCGCCAAAGAUAAAUUAACUUUAGAUGUGCAAGAUAAGAAGGAUAAAAUAGUAGAAGAAAUUUCAAAAGAUGUUCAAAAAAUUGUUGAUACUACAGAAGCAACUAGUGAUAAAGUAAAAACAACUGUUUCGGAUGUUGCUCAGGAUGUUACAAUCAUUAAAGAUACAAUAAUUGAAGAAGCAAAAGAAGAUACUAAAUUGGGAAAAGAAAAAUUAGGAGCAACCGCGGAUGCUGUCACAGAAACUGCAGAUAAAGCUAAAGAUAAAAUGAAGAAAGAAGCAAAAAAAGUCAAAGACAAAACUAGUGGUUUCUUCUCCGGAAUAUUUAAAGGGGCAAAACAUACUGUGGAAGAUACAGCUGACGAUGUAAAAGAUUUUCUAGAUGAAACGAAAAAAGAAGCUGCAUCAGAAGAAGAACAUGCUAAAGAGAAAGCCGCCGCAGCAAUAAAAAACUUGGUAGAUACAAAAGAUGCUAUCCAGUCUACAGUUUAUGAGACCGCAGAGCAAGUUGCUACCGAUGUGAGAGACGCAAAGAAUGAAGUAAUUUCCGAUGUUAAAAAUAAAAAAGAAAAAAUUGUUGAAGACGUUUCUCAAGAUGCUCGGAAAGUUGCCGAUAGUACAAAAGCAACUGAUGAGAAAAUCACAAUGGAAACGAAAAAGAUAGGCGAGAAAAUAGAAUCAGCUGUGACCGAUGUUGUUCAGGAUGUUAAAGAUACUAAGGAUGCAACAAUUAAAGAAGUGAAACAAGAUACAAAAUUAGCAAAAGACAAAUUAACAGCAGCAGUUGAUACUGUCGCAGAAACAACAGAUAAAGCUAAAGAUAAAACAGCAAAAGAAGCGAAAAAAGUCAAAGAGAAAACUGGUGGUUUCUUCUCCGGAAUAUUUAAAGGGGCGAAGCACGCCGUAGAAGAUGUAACUGACGACGCAAAAGAAUUUUUGGAUGAGACGAGAAAAGAAGCUACAUUAGAAAAGGAGCAUAAAGAGAACGCCGCAACAACUAUAAAGGAUAUAAAAGAUAAAAAAGAUACUAUCGUAUUUGAAGUUCACGAGACUGCAGAACAAGUAGCUGCUGAUGUAAAAGAUACAGAGGAUAACAUCGUUUCGGCUGUUAAAGAUAAAAAAGAUGAAAUUGUGAAAGAAGUUUCGAAAGAUACUGGGAAAGUUGUCGUUAGUACGAAAGCAUCUGAUGAGAUCAGAACGGAAACGCAAAAGAUAGGUGAGAAAGUAGAAUCAGCUGUGCCUGAUGUUGUUAAGGACGUAAAAGAUACUAAAGAUGCUGCGAUUAAGGAAGUGAAAGAAGAUAAAAAAUUGGUAAAAGACAAAUUAGCAGCAGUUGCUGAUACUGUCGCAGAAACUGCAGAUAAAGCUAAAGAAAAAACAGCAAAAGAAGCGAAAAAAGCCAAAGAGAAAACUGGUGGUUUCUUCUCCGGGAUAUUUAAAGGAGCGAAGCACGCUGUAGAAGAUGCAGCUGAUGACGUUAAAGAAUUUUUGGAUGAAACAAAAAAGGAAGCUACAUUAGAAGAAGAGCAUGCUAAAGAGAAAGCUGCCGCAACUGUGAAAAAUUUGAAAGAUAAAAAAAAUGCUAUCGUAUCUGAAGUUCACGAGACUGCAGAGCAAGUAGCUGCCGGUGUGAAAGAUGCAAAAGAUAAGGCUGUUUCCGUUGUUAAAGAAAAAAAAGAUACAAUUGUAACUGAAAUUUCGGAAGAUGCUCGAAAAGCUGCUGAUAGUACGAAAGCAGCUGGUGAGAUAAUCACAACUGAAACGAAAAAGAUAGGUGAAAAAGUAGAAUCAGCUGUGGCCGAUGUUGUCCAGGAUGUUGAAGAUACUAAAGAUGCAACGGUUAAAGAAGUGAAAGAAGAUACAAAAUUGGUAAAAGACAAAUUAGCAGCAGCCGUUGGUGUUGUCGCAGAAACUACUGAUAAAGCUAAGGAUAAAGCGUCAAAAGAAGCAAAGAAAACCAAAGAUAAAACAAGUGGUUUCUUCUCCGGAAUAUUUAAAGGGGCAAAACAUUCUGUAGAAGAUGCAGCUGACGACGUAAAAGAAUUUUUGGAUCAGACAAAAAAGGACGCUGCAUUAGAAAAAGAACAUGCUAAAGAAGGAGCUGCAACAACUGUAAAAGAUUUAAAAGAUAAAAAGGAUGCUAUUGUAUCAGAAGUUCACGAGACUGCAGACCAAAUAGCUGCCGAUGUGAAAGACACAAAGGAUAAGGCUGUUUCCGUUGUUAAAGAAAAAAAAGAUACAAUUGUAACUGAAAUUUCGGAAGAUGCUCGGAAAGCUGCUGAUAGUACGAAAGCAGCUGGUGAGAUAAUCACAACUGAAACGAAAAAGAUAGGUGAAAAAGUAGAAUUAGCUGUGGCCGAUGUUGUUCAAGGUGUUAAAGAUACUACAGAUGCAACGAUUAAAGAAGUGAAAGAAGAUACAACAUUGGUAAAAGACAAAUUAGCAGCAACCGCUGAUGCUAUCGUGGAAACUGCAGAUAAGGCUAAAGAAAAAACGGCAAAAGAAGCGAAGAAAAUCAAAGAGAAAACAAGUGGUUUCUUUUCCGGAAUAUUUAAAGGGUCAAAGCAUUCUGUAGAAGAUGCAACUGACGACGUAAAAGAAUUUUUGGAUCAGACAAAAAAGGAAGCUGCAUUAGAAAAAGAACAUGCUAAAGAGAGAGCUGCAACAGCUGCAAAAGAUUUAAAAGAUAAAAAGGAUGCUAUUGUAUCAGAAGUUCACGAGACUGCAGACCAAAUAGCUGCCGAGGUGAAAGACACAAAGGAUAAGGCUGUUUCCGUUGUUAAAGAAAAAAAAGAUACAAUUGUAACUGAAAUUUCGGAAGAUGCUCGGAAAGCUGCUGAUAGUACGAAAGCAGCUGGUGAGAUAAUCACAACUGAAACGAAAAAGAUAGGUGAAAAAGUAGAAUCAGCUGUGGCCGAUGUUGUCCAGGAUGUUGAAGAUACUAAAGAUGCAACGGUUAAAGAAGUGAAAGAAGAUACAAAAUUGGUAAAAGACAAAUUAGCAGCAGCCGUUGGUGUUGUCGCAGAAACUACUGAUAAAGCUAAGGAUAAAGUGUCAAAAGAAGCAAAGAAAACCAAAGAUAAAACAAGUGGUUUCUUCUCCGGAAUAUUUAAAGGGUCAAAGCAUUCUGCAGAAGAUGCAGCUGACGACGUAAAAGAAUUUUUGGAUCAGACAAAAAAGGAAGCUGCAUUAGAAAAAGAACAUGCUAAAGAGAGAGCUGCAACAGCUGCAAAAGAUUUAAAAGAUAAAAAGGAUGCUAUUGUAUCAGAAGUUCACGAGACUGCAGACCAAAUAGCUGCCGAUGUGAAAGACACAAAGGAUAAGGCUGUUUCCGCUGUUAAAGAAAAAAAAGAUACAAUUGUAACUAAAAUUUCGGAAGAUGCUCGGAAAGCUGCUGAUAGUACGAAAGCAGCUGGUGAGAUAAUCACAACUGAAACGAAAAAGAUAGAUAAAAAAGUAGAAUUAGCUGUGGCCGAUGUUGUUCAAGGUGUUGAAGAUACUACAGAUGCAACGAAUAAAGAAGUAAAAGAAGAUACAACAUUGGUAAAAGACAAAUUAGCAGCAACCGUUGAUGCUAUCGCGGAAACUGCAGAUAAGGCUAAAGAAAAAACGACAAAAGAAACGAAGAAGGCCAAAGAGAAAACUAGUGGUUUCUUUUCCGGAAUAUUUAAAGGGGCGAAGCACGCUGUAGGAGAUGCAGCUGACGACGUAAAAGAAUUUUUGGAAGAAACGAAAAAGGAAGUUGCAUUAGAAGAAGAACAUGUUAAGGAGAAAGCCACCGCAACUGUGAAAGAUUUGAAAGAUAAAAAAGAUGCUAUCGUAUCUAAAGUUUACGAGACUGCAGAUCAAGUAGUUACUGAUGUGAAAGACGCAAAGGAUAAAGCUGCUAUCGCUGUCAAAGAUAAAAAAAAUAAAAUUGUAGAAGAAACUACGAAAGAUGCUCAGAAAGUGGCCGAUAGUACGAAAGCAGUUGGUGAAAAAAUUACGACAGAAACAAAGAAGUUUAGUAAGAAAAUAGAAUCAGCCAUGGUCGAUGUUGUGCAGGAUGUUAAAGAUACUAAAGAUGCAACGACGAAGGAAGUACAAGGAGAUAUGAAAUUGGUAAAAGACGAAUUAGCAGCAGUCGCUGAUGCUGUCGCAGAAACUGCUGAUAAAGCCAAGGAAAAAACGGUAAAAGAAGCGAAAAAGACCAAAGACAAAACAGGUGGUUUCUUCUCCGGCAUAUUUAAAGGAGCAAAGCACGCUGUAGAAGAUGCAUCUGAUGACGUAAAAGACUUUCUGGAAGAAACGAAAAAGGAAGCUGCAUUAGAAAGAGAACAUGCUAAAGGGGAAACCGCAACAGCUGUGAAGGAUUUACAAGAUAAAAAGGAUGCUAUCAUAUCUGAAAUUCACGAGAUCGUUGAUCAAGCAGCUGCUGAUGUGAAAGAUGAAAAGGAUAAAGCUGAUUCCGUAGUGAAAGAUAAAAGAGAAAUAAUUGUAGAAAAAAUUUCUCAAGAUGCUCGGAAAGUUACUGAUAGUAUGAAAACAGAUGGUGAAAAAAUCACAACGGAAACGACAAAGUUAGGUGAGAAAGUAGAAUUAAUUUUGAACGAUGUUGUCCCAGAUGUUAAAGAUACUAAGGCGGCAACCAUUAAAGAAGUGAAAGAGGAUACAAAAUUGGUAAAAGACAAUUUAGCAGCAGCUGCUGAUGCUGUUGCAAAUACUGCAGAUAAAUCUAAAGAAAAAACAGCAAAAGAAGCGGAAAAAGCCAAAGAGAAAACUGGUGGUUUCUUUGCCGGAAUAUUUAAAGGAGCGAAGCACGCUGUAGAAGAUGCAGCUGAUGACGUUAAAGAAUUUUUGGAUGAAACAAAAAAGGAAGCUACAUUAGAAGAAGAGCAUGCUAAAGAGAAAGCUGCCGCAACUGUGAAAAAUUUGAAAGAUAAAAAGGAUGCUAUCGUAUCUGAAGUUCACGAGACUGCAGACCAAGUAGCUGCCGAUGUGAAAGAUGCAAAAGAUAAGGCUGUUUCUGCUGUCAAAGAUAAAAUUGUAGAAGUUUCGAAAGAUGCUCAGAAAGUGGCCGAUAGCACGAAAGCAGUUGGUGAAAAAAUCACAACGGAAACGAAGAAGAUAAAUGAAAAAGUAGAAUCAGCUGUGGCCGAUGUUGUCCAGGAUGUUGAAGAUACUAAAGAUGCAACGGUUAAGGAAGUGAAAGAAGAUACAAAAUUGGUAAAAGACAAAUUAGCAGCAGCCGUUGGUGUUGUCGCAGAAACUACUGAUAAAGCUAAGGAUAAAGCGUCAAAAGAAGCAAAGAAAACCAAAGAUAAAACAAGUGGUUUCUUCUCCGGAAUAUUUAAAGGGGCAAAGCAUUCUGUAGAAGAUGCAGCUGACGACGUAAAAGAAUUUUUGGAUCAGACAAAAAAGGACGCUGCAUUAGAAAAAGAACAUGCUAAAGAGGGAGCUGCAACAACUGUAAAAGAUUUAAAAGAUAAAAAGGAUGCUAUUGUAUCAGAAGUUCACGAGACUGCAGACCAAACAGCUGCCGAUGUGAAAGACACAAAGGAUAAGGCUGUUUCCGUUGUUAAAGAAAAAAAAGAUACAAUUGUAACUGAAAUUUCGGAAGAUGCUCGGAAAGCUGCUGAUAGUACGAAAGCAGCUGGUGAGAUAAUCACAACUGAAACGAAAAAGAUAGGUGAAAAAGUAGAAUUAGCUGUGGCCGAUGUUGUUCAAGGUGUUAAAGAUACUACAGAUGCAACGAUUAAAGAAGUGAAAGAAGAUACAACAUUGGUAAAAGACAAAUUAGCAGCAACCGCUGAUGCUAUCGCGGAAACUCCAGAUAAGGCUAAGGAAAAAACGGCAAAAGAAGCAAAGAAGGCCAAAGAGAAAACUAGUGGUUUCUUUUCCGGAAUUUUUAAAGGGGCGAUGCACGCUGUAGGAGAUGCAGCUGACGACGUAAAAGAAUUUUUGGAAGAAACGAAAAAGGAAGCUGCAUUAGAAGAAGAACAUGUUAAGGAGAAAGCCACCGCAACUGUGAAAGAUUUGAAAAAUAAAAAAGAUGCUAUAGUAUCUGAAGUUCACGAGACUGUAGAUCAAGUAGUUACUGAUGUGAAAGACGCAAAGGAUAAAGCUGCUUCUGCUGUCAAAGAUAAAAAAGAUAAAAUUGUAGAAGAAACUACGAAAGAUGCUCAGAAAGUGGCCGUUAGUACGAAAGCAGCUGGUGAAAAAAUCACGACAGAAACAAAGAAGUUAAGUGAGAAAAUAGAAUCAUCCAUGGCCGAUGUUGUGCAGGAUGUUAAAGAUACUAAAGAUGCAACGACGAAGGAAGUACAAGGAGAUAUGAAAUUGGUAAAAGACGAAUUAGCAGCAGCCGCUGAUGCUGUUGCAGAAACUACUGAUAAAGCCAAGGAAAAAACGGUAAAAGAAGCAAAGAAGGUCAAAGACAAAACUGGUGGUUUCUUCUCCGGCAUAUUUAAAGGAGCUAAACACGCUGUAGAAGAUGCAUCUGACGAUAUGAAAGACUUUUUCGAAGAAACGAAAAAGGAAGCUACAUUAGAAAAAGAACAUGCUAAAGAGGGAGCUGUAACAGCUGUGAAGGAUUUAAAAGAUAAAAAGGAUGCUAUCGUAUUUGAAGUUCACGAGACUGCAGACCAAGUAGCUGCCGAUGUGAAACACGCAAAGGAUAAGGCUGUUUCCGCUGUCAAAGAUAAAAAAGAUAAAAUUGUAGCUGAAAUUUCGAAAGACACUCAGAGAGUUGCCGAUAGUACGAAAGCAGCUGGUGAGAAAAUCACUACGGAAACAAAAAAGAUAAGUGAGAAAGUAGAAUCAGCUGUGGCCGAUGGUGUUCAAGGUGUUAAAGAUACUAAAGAUGCAACAAUUAAAGAAGUGGAGGAAGAUAAAAAAUUGGUAAAAGACAAAUUAGCAGCAACCGCUGAUGCUGUUACAGAAACUGCAGACAAAGCCAAGGAUAAAACGUCAAAAGAAUUGAAGAAAGCCAAAGACAAAACAGGUGGUUUCUUCUCCGGGAUAUUUAAAGGGACGAAGCACGCUGUAGAGGAUGCAGCUGACGAUGUGAAAGAAUUUUUACAUGAAACUAAAAAGGAUGCUGCAUUGGAACAAGAGCAUAUUAAAAAAGAAGCUGCUGCUGGUCUCAAAGAUUUGAAAGAUAAAAAAGACACUGUUAUAAAAACAGUUCAAAGUGGUGAAGACAAAACUGUCACUCAUACAAAAGACACAAUAGACAAAAUAGUUUCUACAGUAAAAGAAGAUAAAAUUGUCGAGAAAGUUUCUAAAGAUACUCAACAAGCUAUCGAAACCAUAAAUGCAGCCGAUGAGAAGAUAACAACAGGAACGAAGAAAAUUGACGAUAAAAUAAAAACUACUACAGCAGAUGUUGCUCAAAACGUUACAAACAUUAAAGAUACAGCAGUUCAAGAAGUGAAAGAGGAUGCAAAAUUAUUGAAAGAAAAGUUGACAGUGGAUGUUGGAAUUUUAGCAGACGAUGCUGAAACUGCAAAAGACAAGACAAUUAAUGAAACGAAAAAAAUUAAGGAAAAGGGAUCUGGUUUUCUAUCCGGAAUUGUUAAAAGUGCAAAAUAUGCUGUUGAAAACGCGAGGGAUGACGUUAAAGAAUUUUUGGAUGAAACGAAGCACGAAGCUGAAUUAGAGGAAGCUCGUGCUAAAGAAGCAGAAACAAUUGGAUUGACGGAUACGGAAUAUACAAAAAUUUCAGUCGACAGCACUAAAAGUAUUACGAGAGACAUAACGAUUAAAGACAAAAAUGUUAAAGAUAAAAUUUCCGAGGAAGUAAGUCAAGUAGUAAAGACGACAAAAACUGUUGUUGAUAAAAAAGUAAGUGAAACGAAAAAAGGUGGUGGUAAAAUAGAAUCCAAAGCCAUAAAUGUUGCACAUGAUGUAAAAGAUAUCAAGCAAAGUGUCAGUAAAGAAACGAAGAAAGAUAUAAAAACCGUGAAGAAUAAGUUAGUAACUAGUGCCGAUGGUGUUACGGAAAAAACCAAAUCAACUAAAGAAAAGCUAGCAAAAGAUACUAAAAAAGCAAAAGAGAAAGAUUCAGGUUCAGGUUUUUUGUCUGGAGUUAUUCAGAGUGCAAAACAUACAGGAAAAGAUGUUUCCGAUGAUGUAAAGGACUUUUUGGAAUCAACGAAGCAAGAAGCAGCCGCCGAUGAAGCGCUUGUUAAAGAGGCAGCGACAGCGAGAUUGAAGAAGCUUGAACAGGAGGACAAAGCUGCUGACGAGGUUAAGGUUGCCACAGAAAAAACUGUAAAGGGUGCGAAAGAUACCAAGGAGAAGAGUCUUUCGAGUAUAAAAGGUGCAAAGGACAAAACAAUUUCUACUGUAAGAACGGCAGGAGAUAAAGUAAAACAAAGUGUAUCGCAGGCCGGUGAAAAAAUUAAAUCUACUAGCCAUGAUGCGACACAAAAAAUUAAACGUGCCAAAGACGUAGUUGCGAACGAAGCGAAAGAAGAUACACAAGCAGUCAAGAGAAAAUCAAUAACCGGCGCGAGCGCUGAUUCUACGGAUAUCGCCAAGGACAAAACCGCGAAAGAAGUUAAAAAAGCUAAGCAGAAAGCUGGUGGUUUUCUAUCGGGCAUGGCAAAGAGUGCCAAACACGCGGUAGAAGAAGUAACAGAUGACAUGAAGGAAUUCUUGGAAGAAACCAAACAGGAAGCAGUUGCUGAAGAAGUACGGGCUAAGAACGACGCUCAAUCGAAAGAUAAAUCCGCUAAAUUGUUAACUGAUGCAAAGGACAAAUCUGUCAGUGCUAUCAAAGAUACAUCAAAGAAGAAGAUUGUUCAAAAGGUGUCUAAAUCGUCACGUGAUAUGAAAAGCGCGUCACCAGAUGUAGGUUCGUCUGUUUCUAAAGAAACGGGUAAAGUAAAAAGAAUGUUAGUGACUGAAACAAGAAAAGUCGGUGAUAAAGUAGGAUCUAAGCCCAUAAAUGAGCGUGGUCAGGAGGUAGUUAUACGACAUAGUUCUGAGAUAAUUGGCAAAUCGGAGAUGUUAGACGAUGUUGAGCAUUUAACUGAAACAGUUAGGGAUAAAAAAAUAUCUCGCAUUCCACAAAAGAUUAGUCCAAACAAGGAAACGACAGCUGACGAGAUUGUUACGCUGUCAGACGAUUCAGGUUUAUGUAGAGUAGUAGAGACAGUAACUACGAUAGAGCACCCCGAACCUCGUACACGGCACUCCGUCACCACAGUCGUGACAAAGUCUGUGCGAACAACUCCACCACCACCCGGUUCACUCGCCGAGUUCACUGACAGUAGAACCGAAGAUGUAACCGAAGAGGCUGCGAGACAGGCUCAACAUUUGGCAGAACAGGCGUCGUACAGCUCGACGAAAACAGGGCAUGAUUCGGCUGAGAUUGAUGGGACUGUAGAGAGGCAUGCUACUUCUGCUCCAUCAAAGCAACCUGUUCCCGCCCCGCGUCACUCCACCACCAAGCCGUCUACCAAACCCGAGUUCCAUCUGGAACUUAGUGACGCCUCACGAAUACGUAAAACGAUCGAGCAGCCACAUAAACCGCAGGAAGCGCAAUCGCCGAACAAGAACAGUAAUCUAAAGAGCAAGAUACCCCUUAAAAUUGAUUCUUCUAUACCCCAAACAAGCGACAAUCUCGAAUCCGUUCCAUUAGAAUCCUUGAAAGAUCGUAUCACAGGUCCACAAGCGGUUUCGCGGACCGUUAAAUACGUUACCAGGGAAUACACGGACGGAGAUCUAAUCAAGGAAACAACGAAAGAAAACAGCGUAUCGCUCAAGGAUACAAUUCCAAUAAUCAAACCAGACGACGUGAUCGAAACUAUGACAAACAACAAAAUGGAAAUAACACUUCCAAUAGAAGAAAUACGACGAACAACAACUACAAUAGUGACUAGCGAUCCAUCAAUCGAUCCUGAGAAACUGGAGGAGCUUUUGAAGACAGGUGGAGUCGUUGAAACGGUAAGAACCGUGACUUUGACCUCGGAAGACGAUACUUUACAACCUAUAACUCGCGAGGAAGUUGUCAAGAGGAUAAAUCAAGUCGCUAGCGCUCUACCGAGCGAGAUCUUUGAUUUUGGCGACAAGUUCCCAGAUUCUUCUACCACUAUGAUAAAAACUGAUAAGUCUGAAUCUGAUGGUAUUGUGCAAACUAUCACCACCGUGCAACGAGUAACAAUGGAAGAAUUGCCAGAGACGGAGAGAAUCGAGAAGGUGAUAAGAACAGUGAUCUCCGGCAGUAGUGAUGGUGGCGGUGACUCAGGCGACGCGGAAGCUCGUGCUCUAAAGAAUCUCGAGGAGCGAUUAACAAAAUCUGAGAUUAGGGAGACAACUUCUUGGGUUUCAACGACGGGUGAACAAUGGGAAACGAUAACACAAUAUUCCCAAGACACGUCACCCGGCUCUGGCAACGGCGGUGCUGUUGAUGUGUUCGCCGUCAGCAACAACAAGAAUGGUCGUAGCUCGCGGCACGAUAUACACAGCGACACUGAUAGUGACGGUUCGCCACAACCUAGAAGACGAUCCCCGAGCAAGAGACGUACAUUGGGCAGUUCCAGCGGGUCGGAUGUAGCACUGCACGAAGGUGCGGAGCUGUCCCCGUUGGAGGACGACCAAGAAGCACACAAUAUGGUAUCGUCGGUUUGUUCGAGCAAUGUAAUAGAAGCGAAGACUAGGACGAAGACACCUGGUAGAGCCAGCUGCGCGUGUUGGAUGAGUAUAGCUGUUGCUGCGCUGGUGCUUCUAAUAGCGCUUAUACUUGCUCUGGAGCCACAAAUGUUUCGACGUGUCAUCUACACCUUAUCUAACAAUAUCCCGAGGCAAGCCGGCUCUCUUCUGACAAUAAGCAACUCAAGAUAAAGCUAAAGUGUAGAGGGACCAACAAUCGUGUUUUUAGUCACGUUAGGAUUGUUAGGCGAAUCGUCAUAAUCUGACUUUUUGCAACAUAGCGAGCCAUCCUUCAUGGAAACGACAACGAUCGAGGUGGAUCC
This is a messenger RNA of Nylanderia fulva, 22453 nucleotides long. The record is from RefSeq and is a predicted model, not a curated record. Lineage: Eukaryota; Metazoa; Arthropoda; Insecta; Hymenoptera; Formicidae.